AUGUUGUCCCUUAAAGGUCUCCUGAACCCAGCACCAGCUGGAGAUAAUGAUUCCCCUUUUCCUCGACCAAGUCUUGCGCUCGAGUUUCCACCAAUCCCGAACUUCGAAGAAGCAUCAAAUCAAUCUGGGAACCGUUUUAUGAUGGUUUCUGAUAGAUCUGGGCCGAAAGACGCCAACAAUAUGGCAAAGUCGAAGCUGCGCGGUCCAGUCAAGUUUCACCCUUUCGAGCGUCUCGACGAGAUUUCUUUGCAAGAGAUACGCCGAUUCCGAGUCAAGCCAUUUGGAAAUAUCCAAGAUUCAAGCCUUCACAUCCCAUACAACAGUGGCAAAAAGGACUUUUACGAAAAGACAGGACGAGAGAGCUUCGAGGUUUUCAAAUACGAGUUCACCUUGGCUGAACAGAAUACUGAAUACGCUGUGAUGUGGGACUAUAACGUCGGGCUCGUUCGCAUGACCCCUUUCUUCAAAUGUCGCGGCUACGGAAAGGCAAACAAUUCCGGCAAAGAUCUGCUCAAGGUUUGUUCCAUUCAUCAGCGCCUUCUGGUCGUUUGCUCAUCAGUCUACGCAGGUUAUUGGAUGCCAUACACAUGUGCCAGAGCUGUCUGCGCUACCUUCUGUUACUCUAUCGCGGGGGCCUUGAUCCCAAUCUUUGGCCCAGACUUUCCGUCUCUUUGUAUUCAUCCCAGCGCGCCUGACUUCGGCCGCAUGGUCAUCAGCCAGCAAAUAAUCAUCGAAGCUACCCAUGAAGCCGAGAUGACUCGGCGUAUGCAUAUGAGCACGAUCCCACCUAGCUUCCACGGCGCUACGAGCUAUCCGAGAGACGACUGCAGUAUUCCCCCGGGCAUUUAUGCUCAAGACGAGCGCCGCCAUCGAUUCCGACCCCGUCUGGUCUGUGAUCCGUCAUGGGCCAUGGACAGCGACGUCGAAUGCCAUUACAUGUCAGCUCCCAACUCAGCCUCGAGUAGCGGCUCAGGACUACCUGGCUAUAUGGUGACUUCUCGUCCGGGAUCUAGCUGGACCGUUGCAAACCAGUCUAGCCCUGAGCCUAAUCCCUUGCUCAGUGCGGUCCCUCGCAUCCCACCUUUGCAGAAUGAAGGAGCUCUCUCGUCUGCGCCUUGGGGACCUAAGAGACGACUGGAAUACGAAGACUGGGAUAGAUUCUACAGAGAGAGUGCCAGCCCCGCCAUGAGCCCGAGAUCUGUUCUCAUGGUUUCGACCCCUGAGGCCAGUCCUAUGAGGCAACGAGUGAUCAAGACGCGACACAGCGUACCUGAUGCCGCCCAGAAGGACGCAGCCAUGCUUCUCUUAAACCUGAGGAUGCAGGACCAGGGGCCCUCUGUUCCCAACGCCGUCGAGUCGCCGCCUCCUAUCCAAUUGGAGCCUGAUUUCGGGGAAGGACGUCGUAAUAAGAGACUGCGAGCCACUUCAUUGUCCAAGUAA
Molecule: messenger RNA, 1440 nt
Organism: Fusarium tjaetaba
Lineage: Eukaryota; Fungi; Ascomycota; Sordariomycetes; Hypocreales; Nectriaceae
Product: apses transcription factor xbp1
Exons: 4
Coding region: 1-1440 (479 amino acids)
Molecular function (GO): DNA binding
Source: RefSeq, a predicted model, not a curated record